Myotis lucifugus (little brown bat) is the source of this 1978-nucleotide messenger RNA. It is a transcript of the gene OXNAD1, whose product is annotated as oxidoreductase NAD binding domain containing 1. Lineage: Eukaryota; Metazoa; Chordata; Mammalia; Chiroptera; Vespertilionidae. Gene Ontology annotation, cellular component: mitochondrion. The transcript has 10 exons. The record is from RefSeq and is a predicted model, not a curated record. Bases 549 to 1571 code for a protein of 340 amino acids. Gene Ontology annotation, molecular function: oxidoreductase activity.
AAGCUUCCUGGCCCCGGCGGAGUUUGGCUCUUUUCUGGAAGAUCGGUGCCGGCAGUGCCGGCGGCGCGGAGCCACCUUGCUGCCGGGCUGUGGUUGCCGGCCUCGUGUCCCUGGACCUUAGGCCGUAACCAGCCCCCGCUGAAGGCCGCAGCAGGCCGGGGUAGCACAGUCUGGGCCCUCGGCGCCCCUGGGGGAAGGACCGCAGCCUCGCCUGGUCUUCGGCGGCGGGAGCCGCUCCGCCUUCUGGAUCUCUGUGCCUUCCCGGCGACCGACGAAAGGCUCCCUUGGAAUUUCGAUUCGCCGGGUGACCUUGCGCUCUAGGUGACGCCUCGCUUGUAGUUCGUGGCUGCUCUUGGCUGUUCAGGAGCUUUGUGAGAGAAUUUCAGUGUGUGGAAACAUUGGUCUGGGUUCCAACCAGUGUAUAUCCGAAGGUCUCAGUAUAAUACCAGGACCAAAAUACUGCAUAUCCGUCAGCCGGCCAGCCAUAUACUUAAUGACUCCUAAAAGUCUCAUGGACUUCUAAAUGUUCUGUUUGCCCAGGAAGCACCAUGGCCUGCGCUGCUGUCUUGGUUCCUGGGUUGUUUCGAGGCUCUGUGGGAGCCAUCUGCUCCCAGGCUGCUUUGUUGAAAUCGACACGAGGCGCUCUGCGCCACCUUACGCUAACCGGCAUAAUGAAAUCCAAAAGGAAAACUGAUCACUUGGAGAGAACGGCAAAUGCCCUUCGACAGGAGGUCGUGACGGCAGCUAAGGUGUGUGGAACAGCCAAUGAGUCACCCUCUGUGAAGAGGCUCCGCCUGCUUGUUGCUGAUCAAGACUUUUCCUUUAAAGCUGGCCAGUGGAUUGAUUUCUUUAUCCCAGGAGUCCCUGUGGUUGGUGGGUUCUCAAUAUGCUCCAGCCCCCGACUGCUAGAACAGGAGAGAGUAAUAGAACUGGCAGUGAAAUAUACGAACCACCCUCCUGCUGUCUGGAUUCACAAACAGUGCGCACUUGACUCUGAAGUGGCCGUGAGAGUGGGUGGAGAGUUCUUCUUUGACCCUCAGCCUGCGGACGCCUCUAGGAACCUCGUGUUGAUCGCAGGAGGAGUCGGAAUUAACCCUCUGCUUUCCAUCCUGCGGCAUGCGGCCGAUCUCCACAGAGAACGGGCAAACCAAGGAAGUGGAUAUGAGAUAGGGACAAUAAGACUCUUCUACAGUGCAAAAAACACCAGCGAACUCCUGUUUAAGAAAAAUAUCCUCGAUUUAGUAAAUGAAUUUCCUGAGAAGAUUGCAUGCAGUUUGCAUGUUACAAAGCAGACUACACCAAUCAGUGCAGAACUCAAGCCAUACAUCACGGGGGACCUUUGCAUCAUCACUGUAGCAUGCAUGCAAAGAAUUUAUAUUCCAGCCUCGGCUGAACCGAUGCCAUUUGCCAUUAAUGAAGGAAGAAUAACGGAGAAGGAGAUAAGAGAGCACAUUUCAAGAGAGACUUUGUUCUACAUUUGUGGCCCACCUCCAAUGACAGACUUUUUCUCCAAGCAACUAGAAAACAGCCAUGUUCCCAAAGAACACAUCUGCUUUGAGAAGUGGUGGUAGGGAGCAGGCAAAGGUAGAAAGGAGAGGGUUGUGGGAUUUACCCGGGACACGAUUCGAGGCAAGAUGAAGUUACCUCCACUCCAUCUUUUCUUAAGGCUGUGGGCAGAGUGACCUGCUGGAGCAGAAAAGAAAAAACAGCUGACAAGACUUAAAUGAUCAACUUCUGGCAAAGACUUCAUUGAACUAUUUUUUACUGUAUUGACUUUCUUUUAUUAGUAACUGUUUGAUUAUCUCAUGAUGUACCUUGAAUUGAUUUCCUUUCCCCUGAGGGAAAAAGAAGACAUAUACUUACAUUUAAUCAUAAGAAAAUGAGGUUUUGUCUGUGAAAUGUAGGCUAUCUUUAAAUUAUUUGACAGCAGCCUAUAUAUCUUAUAUUCAAUAAACUUAUAAUUUAAACACAUUCUUAA